This is a messenger RNA of Cuscuta epithymum, 880 nucleotides long. The record is from the annotation of a GenBank genome assembly. NCBI's taxonomy places the organism in Eukaryota, Viridiplantae, Streptophyta, Magnoliopsida, Solanales, Convolvulaceae.
CAAAUCAUUUAAGGGAUCCCCGAGACAUUGUAUACGCUUGUACCGGGAUAACCUAGACCGCAUGAGUGAGAGUCAGGUAGUACUAGAAAUUUUUACUUCAACUGCACUAUUUAAUUUUCAAUACACAUUGUUUUAUAGUUCUUAAAUUGUAAAUUAAACUUUUUACAGUUUGAUUUCAUUCCCUACGCAUUCGAGACACUUCCACCUCUCAUCCUUAAUGAAGCUCCGCUUUGGUCGGCUAGGGUUAAGCUCAUAUUUUGCAAUAUGGCCGAAAUGCAUUACCCCGAUCGAUUUCUUCGGCAGUUCCAUAUAAGGCAAGAUAUUCCGGAUGCUCCUUUGAUAGGUACUGAUAAUCACGGAAAUUGUUCCAACAUAGUAACCGGUGCCUUGGCGAUGUGGGCGAACAUACAAGAUCACAUAUAUUUUCUUGAUUAUGGUCAACUUAUGUUCGUCGAAGCAACUAAUAGGUACCGAAAAUGGUACAACAAGCAUGGUAUGACACGUGUCCAGAACCCUUCUCACAAUGUGCCCACGACAGGCUACACCCCGACAGCACACGAUUGGGGUAUUGUGAAACAAGGUGUUCACGAGAUGUAUCAGCUCAUAGCCGAUCGCGCGAGUUAUGAGGACUUACACAAACGACUACAGCAGAUGGCCCUGGACGUAGGUGAUGAACAGAUGCUCCACCGGGGCAUAUUCCAUUAUGAAGAUGAAGAUGAAGGUGGAAGUGACGAAGAGGAUGAUGCAGAUGAACAUGAAGGUGGGGGUGAGGACUCACCAUCGCUCCCUCAAUUCUCAACACAUGGUGUCUCAUUUGAUCAACCACCCCCUAAUUUCUCGACGCAUCAAGGUGUCACAUUUGAUCAACCACCGCCGUAUU